Molecule: messenger RNA, 1297 nt
Organism: Eucalyptus grandis
Lineage: Eukaryota; Viridiplantae; Streptophyta; Magnoliopsida; Myrtales; Myrtaceae
Exons: 7
Coding region: 235-1059 (274 amino acids)
Source: RefSeq, a predicted model, not a curated record
GACAAUUUAUGUGGCAACGGUUUCUUCCGUGAAAGCGUUCUUUUUCUCACUUCUUUCUCUCACGCUCCAAGACACCCAAGAAAAAAAAAAAUCAAAGACUUUCUUGCUUCAUGACUUCAUCUAAUGUUCCUGGAUAAAUAUAGGAACGAAUCCUUCGCGGGUGUUGAGGAAAUUGUUUUGAAUUGGAUAGAAAGGGAGAGUCUUGACAGUUGGAACUGAGAAGCGGUGGAGUGGAUGGCUCAGUUCACGGCUCAAGGAACCAUGAAGCUGCUCUUCAACGGCGAAGGUCGCUCGCUUAGGCAAGGAUCGAAGGACCCAUUUCGCUUUGGGCUCGGAUCAGUCCAUGUCCGCAAGCGCAGGCUCGGGUUUUUCGAUUCCUCGGCCGAGCACGGUUCUUGGCGGCGAAACGGAAGAGCGCACGCGAAAAGUGCUAAUAAGCACAGUGAGGAAGGCGUGCAUGGAGAGGACGACGGGUACGACGGCGAGUUCGGACUCGAUGAUGAGUUGGCGUGCUUCAGGGGUCUGGUAUUGGAUCUUUCUUACAGGCCAGUCAAUGUCGUUUGCUGGAGGCGUGCGAUUUGCUUGGAGUUCAUGGAGAAGGCUGAUGUACUAGAAUAUUAUGAUCAGACAGUGAACUCUCCUAGUGGAUCAUUCUACAUACCAGCAGUUCUAAGGGUGCCACAUUUACUGCAGGUUGUUAAGAGGAGAAGAGUGAAUAGCAACCUUAGUCGUAAGAACAUACUGUACAGAGACAGCUACAUUUGCCAGUACUGCUCCUGUGGUGAGAAUUUAACUAUUGACCACGUUCUUCCAAUUUCACGAGGUGGAAAAUGGACAUGGGAAAACUUGGUAGCUGCCUGUGCCAAAUGCAAUUCCAAGAAAGGUCAAAAAACAAUAGAAGAAGCAAAUAUGAAGCUGCUCAAGACCCCCAAGGCUCCAAAAGACUUUGACAUACUCACCAUACCUUUGACGAGCGCGGCGGCGAAGAUGUUGAGACUAAGGAAAGGCACUCCAGAGGAGUGGCGCCAGUAUCUUGGUAGAUCCUCUUCCGAGCCCUGACGCAAUUUGCUGUGGCAUUUGUACAUUCUUAUGCUUCGUACAUACUAACAAUAAGCGUAUAUGCAUUCCGUUCCUUCGCAUAAAUGUGGAACGCCACAUAUGUAUGUCUUACUUUUAGGCAAAUGAUGCAUUACGCAAGACAAUCGGAAGAAGAAAAGGAAAGAACAAAAAAAUCUGAUAUUACUAGACAAUGGCAAUGUAUAUAUAUUGGUGGUCUUCUGUGCAUUGACCUUCGACU